AUGUCUGAGAUUCUUGUGAUUACUUGCCCCAACGGCAGACAAUGCUCCCACCUUAUUCCUCUUCUAUACAACAAAUCUAAAUUCAAACUCCGCCUAGCAGCACACACCUCCAAGUCCGCCAAUAGUCUCCAACACAGCUACCCGGACGCAGAGAUAACAACAUGCGAUAUAACCUCCCUAGCCGACUGCCGCAAGCUUCUCGGCAACGCAACAGCAAUCUACCAUGUAGGCCCAUCUCUCCACUCCCGAGAAAUGGAAAUCGGGAUCAACAUGAUCGACGCAGCCGUUGCCGAGAGCCAGAAGCCAGAAGCCAACUUCAAGCACUUCGUAUACUCCAGCGUUCUAGGUACUCAGCAUCGAAACCUCAUGCAACAUGAUCACAAAUGUCGUGUUGAAGAGAGACUGCUGCUAAGUCCUCUGAACUUCACAAUCCUCCAACCGACCAAUUUCAUGGAUGUGUACCCGGCUGCCAGCCUAGCUCAGAUGGAAACGCCGUCCAUCGAGUAUAUCUGGAACAUUUACAAUCCCAAUGUUGCCAACAGUGUCAUCGCACUUAGGGAUCUGGCUGAGGCUGCAGCCCGGGUUCUGGACGAGCGGGAAGCACACUAUUUCGCUCAGUAUCCACUGUGCUCGACGUUCCCGGUAUCUGAUGUGGAUGUUGUAAAGAUCAUUAGCAAAUAUAUCGGUAAGGAGAUAUAUGUCCCCAUUCCCACUUUUGAAGAAGGCGUUAGCAAGGUCUUGAAGCUUCUGUAUGCCGGUGAGAGCGGCGUGUAUUCCGGGGAUCGGGUGAAUGCGGAUAUGAGAUGGCCAGCUGCGCUGGGAGAUGUACGUCCUGAUAUCACAAGAGACGAGGCCGAGAGGCUGAUUUUGUUCUAUAAUCGGCGUGGAUUGAAGGGAAACCCAAGUGUUCUGAGGUGGUUGAUUGGCAGGGAGCCUACGAGUGUCGAUCAAUGGGUGAAGAUUCAGUUAGAACUCUAG
Molecule: messenger RNA, 978 nt
Organism: Penicillium paradoxum
Lineage: Eukaryota; Fungi; Ascomycota; Eurotiomycetes; Eurotiales; Aspergillaceae
Exons: 1
Coding region: 1-978 (325 amino acids)
Source: RefSeq, a predicted model, not a curated record